CGUGAAAGCGGCGGUUUGGCGGUUUGGGGGUGGUGGGUGGUUCUGCCCCGCCAAAAUCCGUCAUUUUUGGCUUUUGGGUGGUCUCAGUCGCCAAAGCUUGACAGGGCUGAGACAAUAAUUCGACCUUCUACAAUUAAUAUAUAUCUACGCUCUACUCUUCUACAGCGUCAACCUCAACCUCAACCUCACUCUCUAGCUCAAUCAAUUGUUUAUAGGUACAAUCUUAUAGACGCAGAGUCAAGAUGGCUGCCACCGGUGCUGCAAACUCCGAUCCCUUCUAUGUCCGCUACUACUCAGGACACCAAGGUCGACACGGUCACGAAUUCCUAGAGUUUGACUUCCGCGUGCUAGGCGAUGGAAGGAGCGCAUCGGCGCGAUAUGCGAACAACUCAAACUACCGCAAUGACUCCCUGAUCCGGAAAGAGAUGUGCGUCAGCUCGACGAUGAUUGACGAGAUCAAGCGCAUCAUCAAGACCAGCGAGAUCCUGAAGGAAGACGAUGGCAAGUGGCCGCAGAAGAACAAGGAUGGGCGACAAGAGCUGGAGAUUAGACUGGGGAAUGACCACAUCUCGUUUGAGACAGCCAAAAUCGGAUCCCUCGUCGACGUCAGCGACUCCGCCGAUCCAGAAGGCCUCCGCGUUUUCUACUAUCUCGUGCAGGACCUCAAGGCACUGGUCUUCUCGCUGAUAGGCCUUCACUUCAAGAUCAAGCCGAUAUGAGCAGUGGGAAGCACAAGGGGGCGUUGUGUGGCAUUUGCGCAUUUUGCUAGGAGAAACGGGGCGUUUUAUAUCGUGUUCUCGAUACCAUUGAAGGUUGAUCAGGGGAAUUACAGAAAAAUCUUGCGUUUUGAGGCUGUACAAGGACCACAGGGACCGAGCAAGCAGACCAAGCAUGACAAGCAUGAUCGAAUGUAGAUUAGAUAUUUGCAUCGCAUGGAGGAAUAUUUCUUUUCUAGCACUUUCACCCCGACACUUUGACACCUUGACGUCUUUUGUCGUUCUUUAAUGUUCAUCUAUAUGUGACAUU
Molecule: messenger RNA, 1026 nt
Organism: Pseudogymnoascus destructans
Lineage: Eukaryota; Fungi; Ascomycota; Leotiomycetes; Thelebolales; Thelebolaceae
Gene: MAGO2
Product: Protein mago nashi 2
Exons: 6
Coding region: 243-719 (158 amino acids)
Biological process (GO): RNA splicing
Cellular component (GO): exon-exon junction complex; nucleus
Source: RefSeq, a predicted model, not a curated record